Gymnodraco acuticeps is the source of this 1964-nucleotide messenger RNA. Its product is annotated as cdc42 homolog. The transcript has 3 exons. Bases 78 to 908 code for a protein of 276 amino acids. NCBI's taxonomy places the organism in Eukaryota, Metazoa, Chordata, Actinopteri, Perciformes, Bathydraconidae. The record is from RefSeq and is a predicted model, not a curated record. Gene Ontology annotation, molecular function: GTPase activity; GTP binding. Gene Ontology annotation, biological process: small GTPase-mediated signal transduction.
GAAGAUGGAGCGCGUAGUGCGUGUCCAUCGAUUCUGAACAACAACACAAACAAAUCCAUCCUGAUCAUCUUAAAGCCAUGCUUCCGCAGGAGAUCAGGAAGCAGAAGCCCCGCUGUGUGUCGGAACCAAUUUUUUGUGGGCAAGAUGUUCCCCCGGUGCCGAUUCGGCGCUUGAAGAACCGGGAGUUCCCUCUGAGCGCGAGGCGGCGCCGCUACGGUUCCGCACCUGAACGGAAGGUGAACUGCGUCCUGGUUGGAGACGGAGCUGUGGGAAAGACCAGCCUCAUCGUCAGCUACACCACCAACGGAUACCCCACCGAAUAUGUUCCCACAGCGUUUGACAACUUUACCGUGAUGGUGGUGGUUGAUGGAAAACCAGUGAGACUGCAGCUCUGGGACACAGCUGGACACGAUGAGCUGGAUCUCCUUCGUCCUCUCUGCUACAAAAACGCGGAUGUCUUCCUCCUCGUCUACAGCGUGGUGCGGCCCUCCUCCCUCCGCAGCCUGGUGGACCGCUGGCUCCCUGAGAUCCGGCACCAGUGUCCGGACACUCCUCUAGUCCUCGUCGGCACCCAGCUGGACCUGAGGGAGGACGUGCAGGUUCUGAUCCAGCUGGCCCAGAACCAGCAGCGUCCCGUGGGCACGGAGGAGGGCCGGCAGCUGGCAGAGGAGCUGGGCAUGGUGGGAUUCAUGGAGGUCUCUGCGCUGACCCAGAAGAACCUGAAGGACCCGUUUGAUUCGGCCAUCUUGGCCAGCAUCCAGCAGACGGAGAUGGAGAGUUGCAGCGAGGAGAGGAAGAUGAAGAUCCCCCUGAGGAAGAAGACGCCGGAUAAGAUGAAGAGUGUCUGGGAGACCUGGUGGAGGAAGAUCAACUGUGUGAUGGUGGAGCAGAGCUGUGAGGACAAGUAAAAGUUAUUGAAAACCUGUUGAAUUCGGAAUGAAAAUGUCAAAAUACACAUUUCAGGUGUUUUAUUUGACUACUUUUUACUAUUUGCAUCUGGAUAUUUCUCCAAAACUCUCCAAAACAUGGCAGAAUAAUCAUUGGCACAUUGAAACAUACAAGAAAAAGUUUCAUUAUGAUCUAAUUAAUGAUCAACUGUGAGAUCAAGUGAACAUUUAACGUGUUUAUUUUUACUCAGUUCAUCGGAAAACUGAUACAUUAGUUUUCUUCUUCGUGAUGGCAGAAGGUGGAAAGAAAAUAUCCAAAGGAAACAUUGAAGGUGUUUUAUUUGACUAGUAACGUCUAUUUGCAUCCGGACAUUUCUCCAAAACUCACCAAAACAAGGCAGAAUUGAUCAUUUGCACAUCGAAACUUACAAGAAAAAGUUUCAUGACGAUCUAAUUAAUGAUCAACCAGAAGAACCUGAAGGAUCUUGGCCAGCAUCCAGCAGGCGGGGGUGGAGAGUUGCAGCGAGGAGAGGAAGAGGAAGAGGAAGAUCCCCCUGAGGAAGAAGACGCCGGAUAAGAUGAAGAGUGUCUGGGAGACCUGGUGGAGGAAGAUCAACUUCUGGAAGGUGUGAGAUCAAGUGAACGUUAUUGAAAGCCUGGGUCAGAUCAUCGAAAAACUGUUGAAUUUGGAAUGAAAAUGUCAAAAUACACAUUUCAGGUGUUUUAUUUGACUACUUUCGUCUAUUUGCAUCUGGAUAUUUCUCCAAAACUCAAUGAUUGCAUAAUUUGCACAUUUCAAAAACAUUUCCAUGAUGGUAUCUAGUUGGGAAUGUUUCUAUCCUGUCCACCUGUAGUGUCUUGUGCAAUAUGUAUGGAAUACAUUUUUUUAAAGGUCAUUUUCUAAAAAUAAUCUUUAUUUAUCAUUUAUUUUGACAGAAAUCUCCAACUUUUUAAGUUUCAUCCUUAUCUUUAUUCUACAAUUUCUUCACAGAGAGUUUAUAUUUCAUUGAUCUCCAGAUUUUGAGAACAUGUUACAAAUAGAAACAUGACGACAAUUAAUAAUAGAUGUCUGUUUUU